Molecule: messenger RNA, 3739 nt
Organism: Triplophysa dalaica
Lineage: Eukaryota; Metazoa; Chordata; Actinopteri; Cypriniformes; Nemacheilidae
Gene: fosb
Product: FBJ murine osteosarcoma viral oncogene homolog B
Exons: 5
Coding region: 196-1428 (410 amino acids)
Biological process (GO): regulation of transcription by RNA polymerase II
Cellular component (GO): nucleus
Molecular function (GO): RNA polymerase II cis-regulatory region sequence-specific DNA binding; DNA-binding transcription factor activity, RNA polymerase II-specific
Source: RefSeq, a predicted model, not a curated record
AAGAGGAAGCACUGCUGCCGAAACACUACGUCGGCUCCCGUUUAUAAUAAACACAUUACGGAUUAUUAUAUGGAUUUAUAAAUGCACAUUUCAAAGGAAACAUUUGACGGAUUGUACCGCGUACUAGGAAGUGUUAUCUAAGAAGUGAGUGGAAUUUAUAAGUUUUCUCCAGUAAGGAUCUGGAUUGAUGUCUUCAUGCAACUAUUUUGGAAAGACACGAAGGGCAUCUUAACGAAGACUCCAAUUAAAACUAGUUACGGUGACAUCCCGUUCUCGCCGGGCACAGUAGGUGUUGCGGCUUCUUUCGGCUCCACCAGGGAUAUGUUUCAGGGGUUCUCCGGAGACCCCGACACCGGCUCCCGUGGAAGCUCAUCUCCUUCUCUUGAAUCUCAGUACCUCUCGUCCGUGGAAUCCUUCGGAAGUCCCCCCACCACCAGCGCACCACAAGAGUGUGUUUCCACCACUGGUGGGGUAGGUGUGGGUGGACUUUCAACUGGCACAGGGGCAGGGGUGGACAUGCCCAGCUCAUUUGUGCCCACAGUGACGGCCAUCACCACCAGCCAGGAUCUGCAGUGGAUGGUGCAGCCUACUCUCAUCUCAUCUGUGGCACCAGGGCAAAGCGCCACGGGCUCCAGCACCAUGACGCAGCCUGUUGCCUUGGAUCCUUAUGACCUGCCUGGCACAAGUUUUUCUACUGCUGGUGGCUUCACCCCUCCGAGCUCUGAUGCGCCUGGUCCAGUGCGUCAGUCGCGUAGCCGUCGCCGCCCACGCGAUGAAACGUUGACCCCUGAGGAGGCGGAGAGAAGAAGAGUUAGACGAGAGAGAAAUAAACUGGCUGCCGCUAAGUGUAGAAACCGACGGCGUGAGCUCACAGACAGGUUACAGUCGGAGACAGACAUUUUGGAGGAGGAGAAGGCCGAGCUAGAGGCGGAAAUAUCUGAGCUGCAAAAGGAGAAAGAACGCCUGGAGUUCGUCCUGGUUGCGCACCAGCCCGGCUGCAAAAUUCCCUAUCAGGACCAGCAGCCAGCGCAGAUGCAGCAGACCUCCCCACAGGCGCCUUCCGUUUCUGUGGUGGGCUUGACUGUGAACGAGGACUCUUUCUACCUGCCGCCCGCCUACUCGUCCCACCACCACGUCCCGGUUUCACAGCCCACGACACAGCCGGUCCCAGCACAGCAGCAAGGAAUGAUGCAGGAGGUAGCCUUUUCUAGUUCUUUCUAUGGCCAGGGCCAGCCGGCGCCGGACGGCCCGUGCCUUAUUGCCGACGGUGGCGGUAACGUUGACGCCGGCAGCUACAUCCCCUCAUACACAUCUUCAUUUGUGUUCACCUACCCAGAGGGAGCCUGCGGGGCCAGCGCUACAAUGCGAACCAGCAGCAGCGAUCAGUCCUCUGAUUCCCUGAACUCACCCUCGCUUCUUGCACUUUGAAAGCUUUGCAUCUCUGCCUCUGCUUGCCUGUCGAAAAAAAAACACAAGCACGUACAGAUUCAAACGUUUGGCAUUAAGUAAUUGUAGGGCAGAUAAACUGGGAUCUCAGACAUCGACCUCUUACGUUAAGGCCUCGUUAAAUAAAAGCCCAGAUGUCUUAGCAUCUAAGUGACUUCAUCAAGGUGAUGUAAGUGUAUAUUAAUUCACAAUGAAUUCAGGCUUAAUAUCAAGAUGAGUCACUAGCCAAUGCAGACACGUUUAAAUUCUCAUGGAUGUUUAAAUCCACCAGAGUGUGCUGCACAUGAUAAUAAUAAAAGUACAUUAGCUCUCUCCCUCUUGCUUCUAUCUCUUCUUGCUCUGGCAUACAUUGGUGUACCAUCUCCCUCGUGCUCGCUCUAUCCAUGCCAGUGUUUUUGUCUAAGUGGAAAAAUGGGGCAAAGAACUGCUGUGGCUUUUGUGGGUUUCGUUAAUUUUUUUGGUCCAGAUUGACUUGCUUUUUUCCCCAUCCAGCUCAUCCACACCUUUUCUGACUUCUCCUAUGAAACGGGGACGUUACCGCACACUCUCUAGCUACUUGUCUAUUUCUUUUUACUCCCUCCGUUGUCCACAUCUGUUUCUCCUCUCUCCUGUCUCUAUGUACCUCUGGUUCUCUCCGAAGUCUUCAGCCCCUGAGAGCCCGUUGGACCCUGAAAUCCCAUGGAACCUUGAGUGAGUGCCAGCCCACCCCAACACUGCAAACUCCCCUCGCACGGACCGGCCUGCUUCAUUGCGCGGUGGAACCUCAGAGCCUUUCACAAUGGGCAGACAUUUUAAAUCAUCCAAACAAACCAGACACAGCACAUUAAUCAAACGACCGUUUCAGAGGCUAUAAAGGCCAAAGGGUCGGGACUCUUUAUUCCUCCUUAGCGCUGAGGAUUUAUUUGGAUGAGUGAAGAAACACUGGGUAGAUUUUGGCAAGGCCAGCAGAGGAGCUUCAACAGGCAGGUGCUAAGAGAGCCAUUGGAAUCUGGAGGGAUGAGAUCCAAUAAUCUGGAUUGGAAUUAUUCAUGUGGUCUGUUCGGCGGUUUAGCUCCACACGUCACCUCCUGCUGGUCCUUAUAUUUCUCAGAGCUUUGACGUAAUUUUAUGCCCUUUCCUGUUUACUGUGUGAAUUAGAAGGGUUUGUGUCAUUCUGUGUUUCAAUGAUAGUAUUAACUCUCAUGAGUCCAUACAAAGGUGGCUUUUAAUGUGAGUUACACCAAUAGUGUCAAUCAGUGUCUGAGUUUGAAAAGCAUUAUAAUGAAAAUGAAAGACCAACAAAAAACAACAACAACAAAGACAACCUCUUGGUUAUGGAUGAGUGGCCUCUGUGCUUCUAAAAGUCCUCGCCGUUGUUCUUGAGUUGUGGAUCUGGUUUAGCACAGCUCCAGUCGUUGAUGUGAAUGGAAGUCACAGAGGACUGCAUCUCCAGUUUAUUUCUUUCUUUAAGGGGGUUGUUAAAGCCUAAACAAAGUAAAGCACAAAAGCCAGCUAUAGUCGGAAGGAAGGAAGGAAAACAACGGUGGCAAAAGGAUGCAAUGUGCUUAUGAAUAUGAACCGUCUACUUUUCUGUGAAUGUUGAUGAUUUUUGAUGUUUUAAGUUACAGAUUUGUCAUUAUGCUCUUCUGUUUUGCUCUUGAUUGUGCCGUUGCUGCCAAAUGGAAGAAUUUUGUGGGGCUCUUAGCUGCUCCUGCUCUCUGUUACUGUUGUCUUACUGCAGUUAUCACAAAUAUUGUUAUUAUGGUUAUUAUUAUCAUAGUUAGCUCAUGUUGGCAACUGAAAAGGCAUGUUGUGCUUUAUGCUCUAUGUCAAAUAUAUAAAAACAUAUAUUAUGUAUGCAUAUAUAUACAUAUUUAGUGUGUAUAUAUAUCUGCAAUGAUUGUAAUGUAAUGUAUGAAUGUUCAGAAAAUGAUAUUUUUGUCAAUGAAGACAGAAGGGAGAGCUUGAUGCACUUGGUUUUGGUUUAAACAUAGAUAUUUUUCUAAAAAGAACAAAAGAUAUAUAUUAUAAUAAACAAUAACAGCUCACCUUUCCCUUAAAAUGAAAAGCAUUGUCACUGCCUUUCAUUCACGAUGUGUAAUAUAUAUGAUGAUUUUAUUCAAACUGUGGUGCAUAUAGUGAUAUAUGUGUAUCACGGAUUUGUGGAAGCUAUCCACUGCUUUUUGCUGUGCUAGAUUUGUCGAUAUUAUUGGUCCCACAGCAUUUGUUCAUCAACCCCUGUGGACAAAACACACUGGACACAAACAUCUAUGAAUGCAUAAAGAAAAAAAUAAAUAUGCUAAAGAAAACACAA